UACUACGUGUCUAUAAAUCUUUCUCUCAAUUCAAUAAUUCGUGGAUUUCGAUCUUUGGAAUCUGGAAGCAGCAAGCCCUACCCCCAACCCUAACCCUAAUUUCACGCAUCUCUUCCCUUUUCGUUCAUCUUCCUCUGCUUCUUCCUUUAGAUUCUUUGUGAAAUUGUUGAUUAUUUCUGGAUUUGGGGUAGAUUGCUGCUAAAGGGUUUUUCCUCUUUCACAUUUAAAAGAUGCACUUCCGGCCAUCAUUUUACCAUAAUGCAGUUUUUGAGUUGGAUAUUGUUUAUAUAUGGACACCAAGCGAUUCAUCCAGCUUGUUGAGGAGAAGAAGAAGAAAAUUAUGGAGAGAAAGGAAGCUCCUUUGAAGUGGGAGCAGAAGCUGGAAGCUGCUUCCAAGGCAAAGGCUGUUGCUGAGUCCAAAGAGAGGAAGCUGAAAGCUGCAAAACAUAAAAAAAGGUCAAGCUCUGAUACUGAUAGUGAUCAUGACACUGAUGAUGAAAGUAAAAGGGCUAGUAAAAGAUCUCAUAGGAAGCACAAGAAGCAUUCUCACUUUGGUGAUCAUGAAAAAAGGAAAGAAAAAAGUUCCAAGAGGAAGACAAAGAAGCGGUCUUCAGAGUCUAGUGAUUUUAGUAGCGAUGAAUCUGAAAGCAGCUCUGAGGAGGAGAGGAAGAGAAAGAAGAACCAAAGGAAGAAGAUAAGAGAUCAUGGUUCAAGAUCAGAUUACAGUGAUUCUGAUUCUUAUGCUGAUGAAGUCAGUAAAAGAAAAAGGCGACACAAGCGGCGACGAUCAUCAAAAUUUAGUGAUUCAGAUUUCUCUAGUGACGAAGGAGACUAUCCAGAUCGGGAGAGAGGUCAUGGAAAGCAUCAUAAACGCCACCGACAUUUGGAAUCAAGUGAAUCUGAUCAUUCUAGCGAUGAAAGUGAUAUUCACAGGAAGAGAAGCCACAGAAGGCACCAUAAGAAUCAUAGGCGAUCACAUAAUGAAGAGGUGAGGUCAUCUGAUUCUGAUUACCACAGUCAUGGUGGAAGAAGUAGAUCAUCAGAUAAGUCCUCAGAUGAAUACUCUGAAGAAGACGAUAGCAAAAGAUCAGCGCUUAAACGGUCUGGUCAUCAUCACCAUCAUCGUCACCAUCAUAACAAACAUCGACCCCACUUUGGGGAGGAAAGAAAUCACUUGCUCCAGCUCUCACCAAAACUCAAUGGAAAGCAAGAUGAGGAAUUAGCUAAAGCUGGAAUUGAGAAAAAGGAUGGUGGUCAACAUGAAUGCAGAGCUAUGCCUGAGAAUAUUCAUGAGCCAAUUGUUUAAUUUUUAAGAAUAUGUUCUCUCAUUUUGUCCACAAAAAGUGUUCUGUUACAGGAUAUGGUUGUUACUUAGGGGGAAAUCCCAGUACUUAAUCCAAUGUUUGUGAACAAUUUUCAUCAUUAAUGUCUGACAUUAUGGUGUCAGCAGUAUUAUUGAUUUUGAAAACUGAUCUUUAACUAUUAUUGAUCAUAAAAAUUGACCUUGAGCUAUUAUUGUUGA
Molecule: messenger RNA, 1522 nt
Organism: Trifolium pratense (red clover)
Lineage: Eukaryota; Viridiplantae; Streptophyta; Magnoliopsida; Fabales; Fabaceae
Product: sarcoplasmic reticulum histidine-rich calcium-binding protein
Exons: 3
Coding region: 290-1306 (338 amino acids)
Source: RefSeq, a predicted model, not a curated record